Molecule: messenger RNA, 7346 nt
Organism: Brienomyrus brachyistius
Lineage: Eukaryota; Metazoa; Chordata; Actinopteri; Osteoglossiformes; Mormyridae
Product: RAS guanyl-releasing protein 2-like
Exons: 17
Coding region: 3906-5756 (616 amino acids)
Biological process (GO): Ras protein signal transduction; positive regulation of GTPase activity
Cellular component (GO): plasma membrane
Molecular function (GO): calcium ion binding; guanyl-nucleotide exchange factor activity
Source: RefSeq, a predicted model, not a curated record
GUACGGUGGGUGUUGCAGACUCUCGGGGGUGUGACGGUGGUGUGCGACUUGCACAAUUAGGAGGGGGCCAGGGUUUCUGCAUGGGUGCGACUUGCCUUUGACUGCACCUGGCCUUUUAGCGCUGUUGUAAAAUUGAUCUGGGUUGGGUGUGACCCCCCCAAGUUUUCAGUACCAGGAAGGGAGGGUCUGCUUCUGAACUUACGUGCCCCACUAACCACAAAACAACCAAACAGACAGACUUAAUUUAAAACUAAAACUCUCGGAAAUUGUGUUUAAUGAACACGACGUGUCAGAUUAGCGCUGCAUGCUGCAGUGUACACAUUAAACUUUUAUUUCACGCAGAUGAUAGAAACAAACAGGCAAUAUUUAAAAUGCAUUUUAAAAUGACAAUUUAUUAAUUUAGAGUAACUGAAUCAUUUAUAAGCAUAAUGGAUUUUUGCAUGGCUUGUUUAGUCAACACAUAAAUGUCAUUUAAUAAUAAAGAUUAUUGACUGCAAUUGGAAUAAUUAUUGCAUAAAAUAAACAGCAGUUACUGUGUGUUGUUGAACCUGAAUCUGUUUAUUGUAUUAUUGUACAUAAUAAUCUGAAAUAUAAUAUAAAGUUUUGUUUUGCAUGACCAUUAUAAAUGAAAGUAAUUAAACAAUGCGGAGUGCUAAUCGGUACAGAUUCAUGCGGGUGGGAGAUAGCAGAGGUGUCGUCAGACCUUGUACAAUGGGUUCCCCCUGUAUUUAUUUAUUUUUUGCUGACCAGAGGGGGCAAAGGCCCCCUCAGUAAUUUUUGCCUACUGGGGAGUCCCCUUGGCAUUUGUUAAUGACCGGGGGGGUGGGUCACCUCAGUAUAAUUUUCUGAUUGUGAGCAUUAUCCAUUAAUUUACUUGCGGUCAAGUGGGAGACUGGUUCCAGAAUUAAAUGCUCCAUGUCUUGAUUUUAUUUUUUGGGUGAGGGCUGGGUACUGGGGGGGGGGUCGUGGACACCCCUUAGGUAUGUCCUUGGGGGAAAGAAGCCAGUAUUAAAUGUUGAAGAACCUUUAUAGUGGAAGAAUUUAUUAUUAUUAUAAUUAUUAUCAUUCUGAUUCCAGCCUCUGCCGUGUGUUUCUGAGGGUCACCCUCAUGCAUGGUGCUCAGUCAUCGACUGUGUUUGGAUUUCCCAAGCCUUGUGCCCUGUGCUUCCAGCGAGAGCCCCUGCAUCCAGCCUGACCCUGUGCCGCCGCGGGCAAGCCCACAUGUAAAACAGGGUUAUGGUCAGAUAAGCAAAUAGGUGAAUGGUAUCUAUACAGUAUCUCACCCAUAUAUGUUCCGUUAUGUGGCGAACCAGGAAAUCUGACUGUUAAAGGGAGCUGACCCAGCUGUGACCCGAAAAACAAAGUAGGACUCAGAGUAAAAUGGGAAGUGAAAUUGGCAAGAAGCCGACUUUGCGAGUAGCGCUUGCUGCAAUAGACACCUGCGGCUUUGCGGAGUUUAUUGUGAGAGGUGAGCACAGGGGUGCCUGUUGUUCUCCAUGCCAGCGCGCUUUGGUGUGUCGCCCGUCACCUGUGCGCAUUCAGUUACCGGCUGAAAGUAUUCGGGGCGCAGCUGAGUGCUGCUUUUUUGCAUGUAAACUGACGGCAGAACGCUCUCAUGCUCGACUAUAAAAACGUACGAAUCAGGUCUGUGUGAUGGAUUUCCAUCCGGCAGAAGAUUUGCCGCUGUUUACCGAAGCCGAAUAUAGCACUAACACUCAGGCUUGUGUCUAGGUGCUGAAUAUGAAUGUGUGUGAGUUUUCUGGGUGUGUUUUCCCUACUAAGUCUGAUGCCUCCUCUGGCUUCCUGCUUCUUUAAUCGGUGUCUGACACCGUGUGAGUUCGUGAUGCCACAUGCUGUUGGUACGUACUGCCGCUAUGAUCAUCCCCAACACCAAGGUGUUAAACGGAAACCUUCAGAAAGCGGCAGCAGAGAGGGGCGUGCUUCCUUAAGGCCCCUUAAGGCCUCCUGACUUGGGCACAAAGUGCCAAAUAGCUGGGGGGGGGGGGGGGGGGGGCAGCAAGUGAGAGGACUGAAUGAAAUUUGAACGUUGAGAAAAGCAGGACAAAGAAGGUUUAUAUUUUUCUCAUUAUCUGUUCUUCCAUCCAUUCAUCCAUCCAUCCAUCAUCCAUCUUCUAAUCGCUUGUCCUCAUCGGGGUCACAGAGUUUUAAAGGCAACAGAAAAAGUCACCUCAGAACUACAUAGGCGAAUAUUAUUGGAAAGAUCAAAACUAUGUUGAAUAAAAAAAAAAAAAUGUAGUAUAUUAUUAAAAAUCCAUCCGCCUGGGUUCCACACCGUGUGUUCAGUACAGGGACAGGCUCUAGGCUUACCGUGAAUGUGUUCUGGAUAAGUGCUAUGGAAGAUACAGUAGAUUGGUGGGUUACUAAAAAGAUUUAUUCAAGUAAUUGAAUUAUCAUGCUAGUUCUGCACAAGCUCUCUUUGACGCAUUCUGUUCGGUGCGUCUCAGCUGGUCCAUGCAGGUUUUAAGCACACGAAACUAUGAAAUGUAUUUAUGCCGCAGUCAAGCUCAUCACAAUUACUCGCCAUUACUGCAUGUAUGAUUCGUAAUCCCUCAUUUUACUUGACGGGGCACAAAUAUAAUAUUACGCUGUUACCAAAGUAUUAAUUAACCGCAAACCAAGUCAUAAUCUCGUACUGAUGUCAUGUUAAUACAUCAUUAAUGAAUCCUGAUGUAUCUUUUAUCUAAAACAGUUACUGUAUUUGUUAAUUCUGUAAACCUUUGUGAACUACUGAUCACACUACUGAAGGAACAAGUAAUGAAUAACACAAGUGAAAUACUGACCUCAUGUUUGUUCAUCGUGAAUGAAUCGUGACGUGUCUUUUAUUUGAAGUAGCAACUAUAUAUGUUUACGAUUGGUACUAAAAUAGUAACCGAGUUAUAAAGUACUUGUGUCCCGUCAAGUAAAGUGUUACAAAAACAUAUGCAAACAUAUGGUAUGAAAUAAGCGUGCAUAAAGUUUACUGCAUUUUCUUCUGCGUUUCUUCCGUUCUCAAUAAACAUGCAUUGUUGCCAAGUCCCACGCAUCAGGCGUGAUAUUCACGCAUCCUGACUCAUAAUGAGUGAAUGACUGUGCAGACUUGUCUCCAAUUAAAAAUCUCACGCCAGCCAGGUGACCAGAGUUGUCAACACUGAAUAUAUUAAAAACAUGGACGUGGUCAUUGUCCAGAUCUGACGAUUAGAUGGUCGCGAUAGUAAGACGGCCAAAAUUUGAUCAUCAUUCUCGCCAAAUUAUGUUUGUUACGAUCGUCUCUUAUGUGUAUUGUGUUUGUUUAAUGUUUCAGUUUUGUGAUUAUCUUGUGAUUCUCAUACAUAUUCCUUAAUGUUCUUUAAUCAUAAAAAACGCUUCUGAUUUCUAUUGUGUUUUAAUGUCAGUAAUAUAAUUUAGUGACAUAUUUCUAUAAAGUGCAUAAUUUACGAUGAGCAACACAGUUUUUUUUCCUGCAUUUAGUAUCGUUGCAGUACUGGGAUCAUGAUACUUGGUAUCGGUGUCGGUAUCGAGGUCAGAAUUUUGGUAUUGUUACAGCACUAGUGUCGGGUUACCAUGACGACGGUCAGAGCUGCGCUCUCCUCCGUGUGCCGUCCCCGUAUACCGUCCCGUGCGCGUGCCCAGCGUGAAACGCCGUCUCGCGUCUCAUUUUUACGUGGUUAUUUUUAUUCCGGCAGUUUUCUGGCACCGAGUGGAAGGUCUGGCCUUCAGGCCCCGAAACGCCGCUGAGAUUCAAAGAAAAGGGGCUUUGCUGUACCCUCCCAGGGCGUCUAAUCGGCGUGAGAUAUCAGAAUGACCUUCGCGGGCACCGAGAACGGGCGAUAGCUUUAACUGGAAAUUCGAUAAUUUCACAAGGGAUUAGGCGCUUAACAGUGGCGCGAGGUGGAGAACGCGGGCGAAUGAAGAACCAGAGGAGAGGGGAGUCGAGGCAGCAAGCAGAGAAGGACCCGGAUUCCAUGGCGCUGGAGCAGUCGGCGACGGUGGAGGAGCUGCUGGAUGCCUGUAUCCACGCCUUUGAUGACGACGGCGCCUUGAGGGGGGAGUCCCACAUCCGCAUGUUCCUCACCAUGCACCCCUGGUAUCUCCCCUCCGCCGAGCUGGCCAAGAAGCUCCUCCAGAAGUCCAGGGAGAGAAACUGCUCGGCUAGUUACAGGACGAAAAUUUGUCACCUGGUCAAGUACUGGAUCUCAGAGUUUCCCGCUGAGUUCGGCUUGAAUCCAGAACUUUCUGAGCAGAUCAGAGGUCUCAAGGAUCUGCUUGCCCGGGAGGGAGACGAGCAUCAGAGCCAGCUGAUAGACAUCGAGAGUGUGCCGUCGUACGAGUGGAAGCGACAGGUCACCAAGUUGGCGCCCACCUCCAAGAAAAGGAAGAUGUCUCUGCUUUUCGAUCACCUGGAUGCCAGUGAGCUGGCUGAGCAUCUGACCUACCUGGAGUACAAGUCCUUCUGCAAGAUGCUGUUCCAGGACUACCACAGCUUUGUGAUGCACGGCUGCACCGUGGAUAACCCCAUCCUGGAGCGCUUCAUCACCCUCUUCAACAGCGUCUCCCAGUGGAUCCAGCUCAUGGUGCUCAGUAAGCCCACCGCUCUGCAGAGGGCUGCGGUCAUCACCCACUUCAUCACGGUGGCUCAGAGACUGCUGCAGCUGCAGAACUUCAACACACUGAUGGCGGUGGUGGGAGGCCUAAGUAACAGCUCUGUCUCGCGGCUUAAAGACACACAGGCGCACGUCGGCAGCGAGGCCAACAAGACCUUUCAGAACCUAACAGAGCUGGUGACAUCCUGCGGGAACUACAGCCGGUAUCGGCGUAGGUUCUCGGAAUGCACGGGCUUCCGCUUCCCCAUCCUGGGCGUGCACCUGAAGGACCUCAUAGCCGUCCAUGUGGCUUUGCCUGACUGGGCCGAUAAGGCCAAGACGCAAGUCAACCUUGUCAAGACCCGACAGCUUUACGUCAUCCUGCAGGAGCUGGCGCUGAUCCAGAGCAUGCCUCCCAGCAUCGACGCCAACCCGGACCUCGUGAACCUCCUUACGGUGUCACUGGAUCAGUACCACACCGAAGAGGAAAUCUACCAGUUAUCUUUGCAGAGAGAGCCCCGUAACAGCAAGGCCCUCGUCCCAAGCCCUGCCUCUGGGCCCGAGACACAGUCCUCGGUGAUUGAAGAAUGGGCAUCUUCUGUGAAGCCCAAGACCGACCCCGCCAUCAUCAGCAAGCAUAUUGAGAAGAUGGUGGAGUCAGUCUUCAAAAACUUCGACACGGAUGGGGACGGAAAGAUCUCCCAGCAAGAAUUCGAGAUCAUAAGGAGCAAUUUCCCCUACCUCAGCAAAUUCACGGAGUUAGACAAAGACGAGGAUGGGCAAAUCAGCAGGGAGGAGAUGAUCGACUACUUCACCAAAGCGAGUUCCCUGCUCAACUGUAAGAUGGGCUUCAUCCACACAUUCGUGGAGUCCAACUACGUCAAGCCCACCUUCUGCGUUCACUGUGCAAGACUGAUAUGGGGCUUCUACAAGCAAGGAUACAAGUGUAAAGCCUGCGGCGUGAGCUGUCACAAGAGCUGCCGAAGCCACCUGUCUGUGGAGUGUCGCAAGCGGACCAAGAGCAUCAGUCAGGAUCGGCCCCUCUUCCCUUACUCGCGCUCCUACAGCUUCCCCCCGCCGGCCAAUCAGGCGCAGCCAUCCGGCCUGCAGAAGAAAGUAAUCAAAGAGGAGGAUCUGGAAUCACUGGAAAAUGAAGUGUUUGAUGUCCAUCUAUGAUGAGAGCAACAUACACAUGCUUAAUGGACGGCACCUUGUCUAUUAGAGACCAGGGCAAAUGGCUCAGGAAGAACAAUGAAAAGCUGAAAAAUAGACUGGAAAAAUUCAACAAAAGCUGGACCUGCUGCCCCCAUCUGGAAGAAAGCUGCACGUCCGCUUACCUUCGCUCCAUUUUUGUUGGUUCAUUUCAUUCUCACGUGUCCUUGCCUGGAUGUGUUGUAAUGUGCAUCUGCAGUCCCGGUUUACAUUUGCAGUCCCGGUUUUGGGAGAACGUCACUCUAAAGAAGAAAUGCGAAGCCCCUGGAAAUGUUCGUGCCUGUUCCUCCUGAAAUGUCUCUCUCUCUCAAAUGAGCAGCUGUAUUAUAACAACACUGUGAUGCGUUGUCCCCCCAUCCUGGGUUAUUCCCUGCCUUGCAGGGUAGGCUCUGGACCUGGCGUAUAACAAGCAAGGAUGGAUGGAUGGAUGAUUACACCAGAAGGGAACGAAAUAUUUAAGAAGUAAAAGUUUAAUUACUUGGUCAGUUUUAGUGUAGUUUUUUUCAUUAUUAUUAUUAUUACAGCUGCGCUGUGGAUCAGAAUUUUGUUGUUUUCUGAGAAGCAUUUUUCUAAACACCGUACUUUUCAUAACGAUCAUUUGUAAAGUUUUUCUGACGACAGUAUAUGGCCGACGCUAUAAGGACAUCCUUCAUUUACAACUGCUCCUUUAUGCAAAUACAAAUUGGAGCAGAGUUUGUAUUUAAUGUGGAAGAUUUGUUACAAAGAUUUCAAGAUAAGUUAAUCUGGCUCGACCCUUAAAAUUAUUUUGAUAAUAUCAGUAAUAAGAAGUAAAGCCUAAAAUUCUGUUCCUUAAUACUAUAAAAUUCUUGUUGUUCUGGUCUUUCAAACCUAUUAUUUCUUAUAUGUAUUCAUUCCUUUUCAGAGCCGUUACAGAAAGAAUUCUCUCAAUGCACAUUUGCAUUGGUUAAUACUGGUUAAUACUGUGAUUUUUGUUGUAUGGAGUUUGUGAAUCACAAUGGAUGAAGAUACUGAUUCCCAGUUCCUGUCUUCUUUCUCAGUAUCCAAAUGGUGUGAGUUCAAGUAAAUGUAACCCCCGCUAACCCAGAUUGUAAUAUUAAUUCUAUGCACAAAGAACUAUUUUACAUUUAAUACGAUUAACCAGAUUUAAUUAGUGUUUGUGUUUCGUGGGUAUAUCAGGACAAUUCAGUUGUCUAAAACUGCAGAGGCCUACGGUUUUCAGCCUGAGGUAAAAUAAAAAAAUAAAAAAGCAUUUUUUUUUCCACCUGUAAGCUUGUGUUGACAGUUUGGCUGCAAACACCAACCUUCUCCACUGGGUGGAGAUCUUGCUCUAAAAUGCCAUUUCCGUACAGGCAGCGCCGCGCCUCGUGUCCAGGCCGCACAGACCCUUAGGAACAGAGCAUCGUCACGUCGAUUUGCCCGGUCACUCGCGCUCGGCGCACAGCAACCGUGCAUUAAAGGGGAGAACCGGUUCCGUGCUUGUUCGCAUUCAGAGGCUUCCACUAAUCACCAUUUUUCUUUGUUAAAAUGUUUUGAAAUGUUACUGUUGGAAAAUAAACAACAUUCCUAGCUGCA